Molecule: messenger RNA, 3456 nt
Organism: Musa acuminata AAA Group (dessert banana)
Lineage: Eukaryota; Viridiplantae; Streptophyta; Magnoliopsida; Zingiberales; Musaceae
Product: LRR receptor-like serine/threonine-protein kinase GSO1
Exons: 2
Coding region: 302-3232 (976 amino acids)
Molecular function (GO): protein binding
Source: RefSeq, a predicted model, not a curated record
AGAUAGGUUCUCUGUUUGGGGACCAAGAGAAGAAGCCCGGCCACCCACAUAUGGGUGAUGAACAUGGCUUCCUUCGGUGGGGUGGUUGUGACAGUUCUGCUGCCGGCUUCUCCUUCUUUAUGUAUUAGGUGAGCUUUGGUUGAAGAAAGCUCUGAAUCAUGUUUUUGGCUCCAUCGCAACCCAUGGAAUCGGAUGCACGUACUCGCUGUGUCAUGUUAAGAUAGCUCACCUUCCUUGCUCACUCACACAUGGUGAUCGAUCUCAGACUCCGACGGCGUACUCUGUCAGUGCAGGUUCCAGAAUGGGUUUCAUGACGAAGCACUUCCUUUUGCUUGCGUUGUCCCUAUCAACGUGGAGCUUCGUGGCGAUGAUCGCAUGCGGAGGCACCCCCACGAGUACUGCUGCUCGUCUUCUCGCCAUCAAGUCCGACCUCAUCGACCCCGGAGGAGCCAUGGCGAGCUGGUCGCCAGGGCUUCCUGAUACGUGCAGCUGGAAUGGAGUCACGUGCUCGGAUGACCGGAAUCACGUCGUCGCUUUCAACUUGUCCGGCUACGGCCUCUCCGGCUCUGUCUCCUCCAAGUUCGCGGGUCUUGCGUUCCUUGAGACGCUCGACCUGUCUUCCAACUCCCUCGCCGGACCCAUCCCCCCUGAGAUCGGCAUGCUCAAGCGCCUCAGAGAACUGCUGCUCUUCUCCAACUCCCUCUCCGGCUUCAUCCCUCCCGAGAUCGGCCUUCUCACAGAUCUCAAGGUUCUGCGACUGGGAGACAACAUGUUGUCAGGGACGAUCCCUCCACAUCUCGGCAACUGCACUGGGUUGGAGGUUCUUGGCCUCGCCCAAUGCCAGUUGAACGGAAGCAUCCCCACCCAGAUUGGCCACUUGAACCGCCUCAAGACCCUCAACCUGCAGCAGAACUGGCUUACCGGUCGAACGCCUGGCGAACUCGGUGGCUGCAGUGCUCUCCAAGUUCUGUCCAUGGCGGACAACAUGCUCCAGGGGGAAAUCCCUUCGUCCAUUGGAAGACUGGCCUUCUUGCAGGUUCUUAAUCUGGCGAAUAACCAGUUCUCUGGUUCCAUUCCCACUGCUCUGGGUGGUCUUUCGAGCUUGAGCUACCUGAACUUGCUGGGUAACGCCCUCAAUGGCACCAUUCCUCCUCAGCUGAAUCGCUUGACUCUGCUGCGAAUCCUCGACCUGUCAAAGAACAACCUAUCCGACGCCAUCAGCAUCUCCACGAGGCAGCUGAAGAAUCUGCAGUACUUGGUCCUGUCGAACAAUCUCUUACAAGGCAACAUCUCCGGGGACCUCUGCGACGAGAGUUCAAGCUUGCAGAAUCUUUACCUCGCCGGAAACCACCUGUCGGGCACGAUCCAGGGGCUGAUGGAUUGCAUCUCGCUCCGCUCGCUCGAUCUCUCGAACAACAGCUUGAGCGGCGGGAUUCCGUCGGACAUCGAUCGCUUGACCAACCUCGUCGAUCUCGUGCUCCAUAACAACAGCUUGGUCGGGGGUUUACCGCCGCGGCUGGGAAACCUGAGCCACCUGCAGAUGCUGUCGCUCUUCCACAAUGGUCUCACAGGCAGCAUUCCGGCAGAGAUCGGCAAGUUGCAGAGGCUACAGCUCUUGUUCUUGUACGAGAACCAGAUGACCGGGAUCAUACCGCACGAAUUGACGAACUGUUCGAGCUUGGAAGAGCUCGAUUUCUUCGGGAACAGUUUCAGUGGGCCGAUCCCUGAGACGAUUGGGAAGCUCAAGAAUCUGGUAGUGCUUCAGCUGCGGCAGAAUGAUCUCUCAGGCCCCAUUCCUCCGAGCCUGGGCGACUGCAACAAGCUCCAGGCCUUGGCUUUGGCUGACAACCGGCUCUCGGGGACUCUUCCUCCGACCUUCCGAUUCCUCACCGAGUUGAACCUCAUCACGUUGUACAACAACUCGCUCGAGGGUCCGAUCCCAGACUCGUUGUUCUCCUCUCUCAAACAUCUCGCCAUCAUCAACCUGUCUCACAACAGGUUCACCGGGAGCAUCUCACCGCUCUUGGGCUCAAACGCUCUCGUCAAACUGGACUUGACCAACAAUGCGUUCUCCGGCGUGAUUCCUCCGACACUCGGUGAGUCAACAAACCUGGCCCGUCUUCGACUAGGCCACAACCUGUUGCAGGGCGGCAUCCCCUCCGAACUCAGCCGCCUUCGAUGGCUCGAUUUCCUCGACAUGUCCUCCAACAACCUCACCGGGGAAAUCCCCUCCGACCUCUCAAACUGCACCAGACUAACUCACCUCCUACUUGGAAAGAACAGGGUCACAGGUACCAUCCGUUCUUGGCUGGGAAACCUGCACUCUCUUGGAGAGCUUGACCUAUCAUGGAAUGAGCUCAGUGGACAGAUACCAGCAGAGAUCGGGAACUGCUCAGGGCUUCUUAAACUCUCUCUACAAGACAACCAUCUCUCGGGGAUGAUCCCACCGGAGCUCGGGAGGCUCACUUCGCUAAACGUUCUCAACCUGCAGCGGAAUAACCUCACCGGCACCAUACCUUCCGCAGUGCUUAUACACUGCAAGAAGCUCUAUGAACUGAGGCUCUCUGAGAACUCCUUGACUGGUUCGAUACCUUCGGAGAUCGGACAGCUGAUUGAGCUUCAGGUGAUGCUGGAUUUGAGCAGAAACCACUUGUCAGGAGACAUCCCUUCGUCUCUCGGAAAUCUUAUCAAGUUAGAGAGGCUUAACCUCUCUUUCAAUCAUCUCGACGGGCGAAUCCCUGCUUCUCUGGAGCAGCUCACCAGUCUCCAUCGACUCAAUCUAUCGAACAACCUUCUUUAUGGCCGGAUUCCCGCAGGGCUCUCGAGCUUCCCAGUUAGCUCCUUCACUGCAACCAAACUCUGCGGUGCACCACUGACUGCUUGUAUAACAAGAUCAUCAAGCUCUGACGUGAGUCGACUGUCCAAUGCAGCAGUGGCAGGCAUCAUAGUGGCGAUCGUAUCCAUUUCAGCUGUCGUCUGUGUGGUGUUGCUCUGCAUCAUCAUCAGGUUGUGGAGCAAAUGGAGAGAGGUCUCCGUCUCGAAUUCCGACGGCGAGGAGUGUAAAGAGAAGCAAGAGAGACGGGGCGGUGGUGGCGGUGACAGGUUCGAGAGUUACUGGAAGGUUGGUUCUACGUGCAUGGUUACUUCAUCAGAGAAGCAGAGCUCUACCUCUGAGACUAGCAUUCUCCAACAGAAGAUGGAAGUUGGUGGCUUGGACGAUUCAGGAUCGUGAACUGAUCACUUUUGAGAUCAUUCUAUUUGUGCUUGAUUUCUUCUUCUUCUUCUUCUUCUUACCGACUUGGAUGAUUCAGAAUCGUGAGCUGAUCACUUCUGAUAUCAUUCUAUCUGUGCUCGAUUUCUUCUUCUUCUUCUUGUUCUUCCUUCACGGUUUAACGCUUGCGAGACUUGUAACGUACAAAUGGUUUUAUUAAGGAGUGCAAAGGCCCAUUAAAGACA